UCUUUUUUUAAUCGCACGCUCUACUUCCCGUUUCCUCCUCUUCAUCGUCGUCGUCAUCUUCAGUCGGUCUCACGGUUAGCACACUCACAGGCAGACGGCGAACAACGAGAGCAGCCAACAUGUCCGAGUCAAAGAAGAUGACGUCGAGUCGCCGCCAUCAUCUGAAGAGUUUGAUGCUUCAGAUCGCCGCCAACUGGAUCGAGCAGGAGAAGAAAGACCUCGACGCGGCCAAGGAGGCCCACAUGGCCGAGAUGUGCCCCAAACCCAACCUCAGCGGGGACAUGGCCAGCCUGGUGGAUAUCUGCAAGAAGCUUCAGUCGACCAUCGACAAGAUCGACGACGCCCGCUAUGACAUCGAAUCCAAAGUGUUGAAGAUCGACGUUGAGAUCCAGGACCUGAAGCUGAAGGUGGUGGAACUGGCGGGCGUGAAGAAGCCGGCGCUGAAGAAGGUGCGCAUGUCGGCCGACGCCAUGUUGCAGGCGCUGCUGGGGGGGAAACACAAGACCACCAUCGACCUCAGGUCCAACCUCAAGCAGGUCAAGAAGGAGAUCAAGGAGGAGCCCACAGAGGCCGUCGGAGACUGGCGCAAGAACAUCGAGGACAAGGCCGACAGGAAGAAGAUGUUUGAGACCUCCUAGAAACAAAACAAAUAAAUCCUGACACAUAAUAA
This is a messenger RNA of Phyllopteryx taeniolatus (common seadragon), 670 nucleotides long. RefSeq names its product troponin I, fast skeletal muscle-like. Gene Ontology annotation, cellular component: troponin complex. The coding region runs from base 120 to 638 and encodes 172 amino acids. NCBI's taxonomy places the organism in Eukaryota, Metazoa, Chordata, Actinopteri, Syngnathiformes, Syngnathidae. The transcript is spliced from 7 exons. Gene Ontology annotation, biological process: muscle contraction. The record is from RefSeq and is a predicted model, not a curated record.